Molecule: messenger RNA, 3144 nt
Organism: Nematostella vectensis (starlet sea anemone)
Lineage: Eukaryota; Metazoa; Cnidaria; Anthozoa; Actiniaria; Edwardsiidae
Product: E3 ubiquitin-protein ligase CHFR
Exons: 21
Coding region: 6-2066 (686 amino acids)
Biological process (GO): ubiquitin-dependent protein catabolic process; mitotic cell cycle checkpoint signaling; protein ubiquitination
Cellular component (GO): nucleus
Molecular function (GO): ubiquitin-protein transferase activity; protein binding
Source: RefSeq, a predicted model, not a curated record
CCAUAAUGCAUCAUUUUCGCUCGUAUGCAACCGAUAACAAGAUGGCGGCCGAAGUUGAUGAAACUUUUUAUCGUCUUGUUUACACGCAGGAAAGCCUGUCCCCUGUGACCGUCAGUCAAAACAAAUUCACGCUAGGUAGAGCGCAAGAUUGUGACCUCAGUUUUGCUUCCUGUAAAUAUCUGUCUGGCCACCAUUGCAAUAUAACUAGAGAUGAGGAUGGUAUAACAUGGCUUUACGACACAAGCACCAAUGGAACUUUAGUAAAUGGCAGAAAGGUUAAGAAUGGUCAGAGAGUUCAACUCUGUCACAAUGAUGAAAUUCAUCUUGUACAUCGUAAAGAUUUGAAUAUUGGCUUUAUAUACCAAGAUGUUCAAUGCUUACAGGGAGGGUCUGCAAUUCUGGACCAAACACAGGAGUAUGAGCUUGACCUAGAAAAAACACCUAUUUUAUCAGACGACAGCAAGGAUGGGACAGAGCUGGCGCAAACAGAUGAUGGGUCCCGUGCAGGAAAGAGAGCUCAUCCUGAGAGUGCCAGCACUAGUGAACCAGAGGGACCGACACCUAAGAAGCCACACCCUGAUGACGGCAAGGAUGCCACACCUAGUAUGUCAGCUGAAGUGCCCAAGCUUCGAUCACAAGACUCGCUGGCGGAAACUUUACUCUGCAAUAUAUGUCAGGAUAUUUUUCAUGACUGUAUAAGCCUGCAGCCAUGCAUGCAUAGUUUCUGUGCGUCAUGCUACUCGCAGUGGAUGGAACACUCUAGAGAUUGCCCUUCUUGUAGAAAUACUGUCUCCAGAAUAAACAAGAAUCACAUUGUCAACAACCUGGUUGAAGCAUACCUUAGAGCUCACCCAGAUAAGUGUCGUUCUGAUGAAGAAAUCAAAGAAAUGGAUGCAAGAAACAAAAUCACUACAGAUAUGCUGAAGCCAAGAAGACGUAGAGCACUAAAUCCUGGCUGGCCAAUUUUGGGAAGAGGAGAUUUCUAUGAUGAUGAUGAUGAUGAUGAUGAUGAUGAUGAUAGUGAUGAAUAUGGAAGUACAAGUCACUCUGAUGAUAGUGAUGAUGAUGAUGAUGACGACGAGGAAGACAUUUUACCCAGAAUUAUUGCUAGCAUAAGCCCACCGAGUCUCACCCUUGGAGGACUGUUUGGCUUUAGAGGACCAAGAAGUUCUGCUCCACUUUGUCGUCAGUGCCCAUCCUACAACACGACAAUUCCAUCAUCUAUAGCAACACCAUCAGCAGCUACACCAUCUGCAAAACCAUCUGGAGCAUCUUUAUCUAUGUCGUCAUGCGAAUCAACAUCAUCAACACCUGCAACUUCAUCAACCACAGCAUUAUCAUCUGCCACGUUGCCAUCCACAUCAUCACCCUUAGCACCACUUUCUGCUUCAGAAUGCUGUCGGACAGCUGCAAGUAGUAGCACUGACCUCUCAGCUAGCGGAGACACUGACCACCCCACCCCUUCCCCCUACACCUGCUACCCUGGCUCCCCCCAUAUCAUCUGUACAUGCUGCCGAGAGUAUAUGCCAGACCGACGCCCAGGAAUCACUUCGACUGGAACUGCAUCUUCGGCCGUUCCACCUUUGACAUGCUCAGUUUGCUCUCAUGUAUUUUGUCACCUUUAUUGGGGCUGCCAAAGAAGUGACUGCAAUGGAUGCCUAAACCAAUUUAAAGAUAUGAAAUUCGUCGAUGGUUGUUUGACUACACUUAUCAACAACAAUAACUGUGAAUCAGAGAUUUUAAAGAAUUGUCUUGCAGGGAAGAACAUUGGUGUAGAUGAGCUGCUUCAAAAAUGCCUUGAAAAACUAGACGUUAAAGCGUACACGUCUAUCGACUCUAUCCGCCAUAACCUCACCUCCACCUCCGUUAUUUGCUAUCGUUGUGGAUUACGUAACUUCCAGGACCUCGCGUAUCAAUACCGACGAGACAUACCAGCUGAUGAACUACCAGCCAGUGUAACAAGCAAGCCAGACUGCUACUGGGGAAAGAAUUGCCGUACCCAGAAGAACAAGCCCCACCAUGCGAGCCGAUUUAACCACAUUUGUGAGCAGACCAGAUUUACAUAAUCUACAAGUGGCGCUUGAAGGAGCCUCGCGACCGAGACGCUCUCUAAGCACGAGAGGAAUUCUCAACCUCAAAGCCCUUGAAAAGCACUCGUACAUCGAUACUCUGUGCACAGGGACCAUGAUAAUUUAGAAGUAGGAGGUCUAGGUGAGAGGGGGGGGGGGGGGAGGGGGCUGAUAUUUAUUUUUAAGUGAAAAAGCCCAAGUCUGCCACGCCUUUGUUAUUUUAUGAAAUAAUAUUGGCGAAGACAAAUUACGUGGAGAGUCUCGAAAUAGGCAAGAAGAAACAGCAUUUUACAUGUCAUGGCCAAAUUCCAUUUAAAAAAAUGUCCUACAAGCCCCCAAAAUUCAGCCGAUGGAAACGGGUGGCUUUCUCGCAUUUUGUGGCGGUUAAGCUCUUCAAUAGGGGAGACCUACAAUAGCUUAGAAGUGUGAAUCCAAAACCCAUCCUCAUCCAGCCUCCUGUGUGAAAACGGUGCCAAGGUAGUCUCCUUCGCAGACGAUACUGCUUCACGCCUGCGCAAAAGACUAUUCCAUGGGAAACCUACCAUUAAAUAUCUCACAGGGAGGGUGGCAUUGCUUUUUCUUUUCUGUUUUUCUUUUCGCAGCAAGUGGGGUGUCGCUGUACCAUUUAGCCAUAGGGUUGUUUGUUCGAUUUGUUUUUCUAGAAACUUUGACCUCGAUAUUUUUUAAGGGGAAUUCUCGUCACCUACCCAUCAGAUAUCAGAUAAUCGGUCCCUAAUGCAAGCGUGGUUAUAUAUAGAUAUAUUUAUAGAGGCUUAGCUUUAAGUCUUACUUAGAACAAAAUCUCGCAGCUUGGUACAUAGCUGGCAUACCGCCUGUCGGCGCUAUUACACAGCGCUAAUGAUUCUGUGCCAACUGUUACAAAUAUUUGUAAUAAAAAAAAGAUGAAACAUUUUCAUCUUUUGAAGUUUUUUUGUAUAAUAAGGUACCAUAUGGUUAAUUAGAAAAAAACAUUUUAUAAAUUCACCAUGAUGCGAAACAGGAAACUGAAAUGUGCAUUGCGAUUCAAAUGUAUUACAGAUGUAAUGACUCGAAUAAAAUAUCGUUGAUUAUCUUU